AUGCAAUCACCUACUCAGCCUCACGAGGCGGUCAUUGCUCGUGUUCUCCGGUACCAAAAAGGCUCCGCUGGUCGAGGUAUUUUUCUUUCUUCUACGGCUCCACUUACGUUAACCGGGUUUUGUUAUGCGGAUUGGGGCAGCUUCCCCAUCACUCGUCGUUCCACGACAGGUUUCUUUAUCACUCUUGGUAGUUCACCCAUUUCUUGGCGAACUAAGAAGAAGACGGUUGUUGCCCAAUCAUCCACAGAGGCAGAAUAUCGGGCUAUGGCCAGUAUAGUGAUGGCUUCUUCGAGAUCUUGGUGUUUUCUCUCCUACACCUACUGUUUUACACUGUGA
Messenger RNA from Linum tenue, 336 nucleotides. Lineage: Eukaryota; Viridiplantae; Streptophyta; Magnoliopsida; Malpighiales; Linaceae. The record is from the annotation of a GenBank genome assembly.